Messenger RNA from Cinara cedri, 6437 nucleotides. Lineage: Eukaryota; Metazoa; Arthropoda; Insecta; Hemiptera; Aphididae. The record is from the annotation of a GenBank genome assembly.
AAUUUAUGAUCGCGAUCCCACUGAUUGCAGUCGUCACAUAACGUCACUGUUUGCGCACUCGCACUGUAUAUUUGUACACUUCGCGAUCUGUGUGUAUUUCACGUACGCGCAUUGAUAUUAUAUACGUUUUUUCCGUAUCCACGUCCGUGUGGUAACCAAUAGAAGUUAAUUAUCAGUCUACCGGACGCGAUUGUAUCGUAUCCGUGCAUAACUUAAAUUGUCUUUUAUCCGGCGAGUACCGUUUUUCGGUAGGCGCAUUGUUUUCUGUUGUACGUUUCCGGUCGCAAGCACCAUUAACCGUUGAUGGUAUCCCGUUCAAGAACGAAUAUAUUUAUACUUUUAUUAUGACCGAGGUGGUCAGAGGUGAUGAGGCUGGACCACCGGCGGAUAACGAGGUAAAACAUUUUAUUAUAUUAUUAUUCCGUAUUCCGUACUUUGGUAGGUAUUGUUUACGAUUUACUCUCUAUUCGCUUAAGCCUGGUAAUCAUCUCCCCUUCCUCACAUUUAGAGUUUGUUUAAUUUGCUACCACGUUCUUUUUGGUGGCCAACGCCUUGAUCUUGUACGGUCUUGUGCAUUUUCCCAUGAAUGAUCUCCCACGACUUAUUCGUUUUAAAAUUUAUCUAUUAUCUUAGUUUUAUGGACCACUUAAUAAUUCUUUAAUAUAGUAUAAUUGCGUAAUGCAAUUGAUUAUACAUGAUAUUAUCUUGGUACCUAUAUAAUAUUAAUUUUUAAUACCUGUGAGUAAUUCUUAUAAAAGUGAUCAGUAAUCACACACCAAUUAUAGAACAAAUUUAACAUUCCUGUACCUAAUCCUCUAUAAAUAUAAAAGAAGCUCAACAAUAUGUAAAUUCCCUCUUACUAAAAUAAAACUGGGAUUCAUAUCUCAACAUCAAAUUUUCUGUUUGGAUUAUAUUCUAAUUUGUAGGUUCUUUAUGCUUUUAUAAUAAAUAGGUAAGUAAAUAUUAGUAGGUAUCUUGGUACUAAGAUUAAAAAAAAGUGCUUACGUUUAUUUAUAAUGGAUAUUUGUUAAGACUUAAUAACUCUGCUACAGACUCAGAUAUCUGCUAUAAACAUUAUAUAAUAUUAUCUUAGCCUGUGGACUGUAACACUGUUUAUUGGUUACAUAUGAAUAUUUAUCUAGCUUGUAAUUUGAGUUAUUAUAACUAGAUUACUUUAUACCUUGAGAAAAAUAAUCAACUAAAUAAAUUAGUGACAAAUUCUAAAAACAAUUUGCUAACAUUGUAACUACCUCAUAAUUUUAAUUUAAUUAAAAGUUACUUAGCGUGAUUGUUUUAUACAUUAUUCAUAUUUUAUUAAUACCUAAUCAAUUAAUAUUUAUUUAGGUAGGUACUUAAUCUAGUUAUAAAUUUAUUUUAUUUUAAAAUAAAAUAACUUAUCUGACCAUCUAAAAUAUUAGAUACCUAAAUAAUAAAUUGGUAUCAUAUUUAAAAAAAAAAAAAAAAAACUGGUUGAAUAGUUUUUUAAUAAUAGUAAUAGGUUAUUAUAAUAUAUUUAAAUUUAAAAAUUUGGUUUUGGGGUGUCGACCUAUAUUCAAAAUAUCAAGUAUCUAAGUGCCAUACAGGUGUACCCCACAGGCAAGCAAAUAUUCUUUAUUUUACCUUAUUACCUACUUAUUUAAAAACUAAAGAAUAAUAAAAUAUAUUUAAUAUACCUACAGCUAUUUAAUUUUUUUAAAUUUUUUUUUUUUUUUUUUAAGGGCGGUGAUGUGGAACCACAGGGUGAACAACCACCACCUCAGCAAGGGCGGUUUAAUAUGAUUUUUGGAGUAGUGAAGACAUUAAUUGUUCGAUCUUUAAUAAUCUAUUUUAUUACAUCGAUGUUUAAAAAACCAACUACCAAUGUACUUCCUGAUGGCAGUGUCACUCCUACUGUCGAUUCAGUGCCACAUAUCAAUCUCUUUGAAUAUGGUACUAAUUUUGUAAGGAUCUGAUGAUUUUUAUUUGAUUAACAUUAUUUGGUAUUAGUGGGACUAUAUUAAAUUUUAUUUGUUUUUCCAUCCUAUUUAGGGCAUGUAUGUUUAUCUAUCAGAAAACAGUUAUUAUUCAGAAAUAGAUGAAAAGGAACUCAUUUGGAAAAAAACUGAUUUAGUGUAUGGAGAUUGGAAUUCAGGUCCCAAUUAUGAUGGUACUUAUUCUGUGCAAACAUCAUUUAUUCCAUCAAAGGUACUAAACAGAGUAUUCAAUUAGCUUAUUAUAGUUAGGUUAAUUUAAUAUGCAUUUUGUUUUUCAGAACUUACAAAACAAUGGAUCGAUUUAUUUACAUGUCUUUUUCAUUAAAAAUAAAAAUCAAAAUAUGAGUAAACAUGAUCCUUAUGUCGUUUACGCAUCAAAACAAUUAAAUAAGUUUAAAAAAGUAAAAUUUAUGAAAACUCAUAACUUACUUACUGGUGAGACAUCAGCAACUCCAGAACAAAUCGCAGUAAGAAGAAUAAUUGUUUAACAUUUUUAUAUUAAUGAUUUAAUUUUGUAAGAAGUUGUAGUCUAAAUUAAUAUAUUUUAAAUUAACUACUGUUGUCAAUGUAAUAAUUAAUAAUUAUUAAUUGAUUUUAUUUUAUAUUUGUCUACAUAACAGAAAGCUGAAAAAGUAGAGACUGAAAUAGUAUCACAUUGGCAUCCAAAUCUUACAAUUUGUUUAGUAACAGAUCAAACAAAUUGGACUAAAGGAUCUCUUCCCCAACCAUUCAGCGACUGUUAGUAAAAAUAUAAUAAAGUACCUUAGUAAAUAAUAAUAUUUUGUUUCUUAAUUUUAUUAAUUAAAAUUAUUUUGCAGAUCUAGAAUUUUUACCAGAUCAUCGCUAUAAACCAAUGGUAUAUUUUAAUGAUUUCUGGAAUAUGCUUAGAGAUUAUCAACCAAUUAAUGAAACUGUAAAGUAAGUACUAACAAUGUAAUUCUUAAUAUUUCAAAAUUUAAUAUGUAUACAAUUAUUAUUUUACUUACAGGCAAUUGGAUUUAACAUUAACAUUCCAGCCAUUAUCAUUGUUUAAAUGGCAAAUGUUUUCAGCUCAGACUAUGCGAAAUAAAUGGACUGCUGGAAUCUUAGGUGAUUCCUUUGGUUCAGAUGCUACUGAAGAUGAUCAAGAUCAAGAUUCAUUGAAAGAAGCAUUGUUAGAGACAUCCCCUUAUAUUUUAGCCGCAACAAUUAUUGUAUCAAUAUUGCAUAGUGUUUUUGAGUUGUUGGCUUUCAAAAACGGUAAUAUAUAAUUAUCUUUUUUAAAUAUAUUGUACUUAUCUUCUAAAUAAACUUAACUUUGGAAUAACUAUUUCAAGAUAUUCAAUUUUGGAAGGAGCGUAAGUCAUUAGAAGGUUUAUCUGUACGCGCAGUAUUCUUCAAUGUUUUCCAAUCUGUAAUUGUAUUGUUGUAUGUACUUGAUAAUGAUACAAAUACAAUCAUUCGUAUUAGUUGUUUUGUGGGUUUGUGUAUAGAAUGUUGGAAAAUCAACAAGGUAAAAUAUUCAUAAUAUUUCAGUUUUUUAUAGAAAUAAUUUAUACAUAUUUUAAAUAUUUUAGGUAGUCGAUAUAAAGAGGGACCCAGAGACACCUUGGCAUUACGGGUUUAUUCCGAAUAUUUCGUUUAAGGAAAAAGUAUCGUAUGCCGAAUCCAGUACUAAGGAGUAUGAUCGAUUGGCAUUCAAAUAUUUAUCAUGGGUUCUGUUUCCUCUUCUUGCCGCAUACGCAAUCUAUUCACUAGUAUACGAAGAACAUAAAGGAUGGUAUUCUUGGGUGCUCAACAUGUUAUACGGUUUUCUAUUAAUGUUCGGUAAGCUUGUUAUAUAUAAGAAAGUAUUUCUUUAUUCUACUAAACAUUUUACUCUAUGUAUACAGGUUUUAUAACAAUGACUCCUCAAUUAUUCAUUAAUUACAAACUCAAAUCUGUAGCUCAUCUUCCUUGGCGAAUGAUGUCCUAUAAAUGUUUGAAUACAUUUAUCGAUGAUAUAUUUGCAUUUGUUAUCAAAAUGCCAACAAUGUAUCGUUUGGGUUGUUUUAGAGAUGGCAAGUGAAAUUUUAAUUACAUUAUUAUUGAAGCAUUCCUCAUGUUAAAUUGUCAUUUAUUUUUUUUAUUUUUAGAUGUUGUAUUUUUCAUCUUUCUGUACCAAAGAUGGAUAUACAGAGUAGAUCCUACCAGAGUAAAUGAAUUUGGAUAUGCCGCUGAACCGAUUGAAGAAGAGACGACACCACAAGCCAUUGAAGAAAAGAAAACUGAAGAUGACAAAAAGAAUGAUUAGUAAAAUUUGUAACAGUCAGUUGCUUUAUUUCGUUCCAUUACAAUUUUAUUUUUAUUAAACAAAAACUAUAUAUAUAUAUAUAUAAUUUAUAUAUAUUCAUAAUGUUCUGCUCUAGCAAUUUAAUUAUCGUAAAAGAAAUGUGUUUGUGUACGGUUAUAUCAAUAAGUGGUUGUUUUUUUUUGUUAUUUUAGUUUUUGUUAAAGGGUACGGCACCUAAUUUUUAAAAAAUAUUGAAGGUUAAUGAAGGUAAUAUGAGUUAAGUGUAUUAUUUGUUUUUGUUUUAUGUUGUUAUAUAAGGGGCUUGGAAGUUCAUGUGUUAAAUGUGUUUAAUUUAAUUUUCGGAAAAACUCUAAAUCAAUUGAUUAGUAAUAAUAAAACCAAACAAAAUAGUCUUUAUAAGUAUUUCAUUUUUAAUUCUGUUAAUUUAUUUUAGAUGGAUGUUUACUCCAUUUUGUUUUAAUAUAAGUUUACUUUGUUUUAAUUUAUAAGUAUUUUAUAAAAUAUUUAAAACCUUUUGUUUUUUCUUAGUUAAAUAUUUUUUCAUUUAACUAUACAAUAAUAUGGAUUGUUAAAAACUUAUUCCAUUAUCGAUUCACUGAGAGAAUAUGAUGGACAGAAAAAAUUGCUUUCUUAUCCAUUACUUUUCAUAAUUAUUCAUGUUACAAUUUGACAAUAAGCUAAGAGCAAAUAAAUUUGAUGUAAUAUGCUGUGUUGUGCAUUCAAAUUCUCUUUUUGACCGUAGGAUCAAAGUUACUUUUACUGUUUUUUAAUACUUUGAACGUCCAUGCCCUGGUAUGUAAUUGCAAUAUUGUUAGUAAAAUUUUGUUGUAAAAUUAUAGUUAAUUCAUCAAAGCUAAACUUGAUGAGUAUUGAAAAGAUUGAUUAACAUUAGUCAGUUACAUUAUAAUUAUGUAUUAGAUAUAGUUUCCAACAUUUAUAGAAUAAACUGUCAUGGACAUUUUUAUAAUUACUCAGUUUACAGUAUAAUAUUUGUAUAUUUACUAUUCGUCUAAAUUUUAUUACUUGCGAGUAAUAUCAAAUGAUCGUCAGUAUUUUUUAAUUAAUGAUAUUAUUAUUGUUAAUUUACAAAAGAAAACAAUGUAUUUUAUAAAACCGAAUUGAAAAUAAACAAACAUUUUACAAUCUUAUAAUAUUCUGACUUAAAUAGUUUUCAACUUUUUUAAAAACUACCUACCUAUAUAGUUUAAUCAACUUGGUAUAAUUGUAGUAGCAGUAUAAAAAUAUAAUAUAUCAGGUCAUCAAAUUAAAUUUUGACGUUAUUUAUUAAUUAUUUGUAACGUUAAUUUACCAAAAUAAUAUUCCAUUGACUUACAUUAUUAUUGCUUACAAUUUUGAAUUUGUUAAUAAAACUUAAUAUUUAUGAAAAAUGCUUUGUAUUAUUUUUAUAUUUUAUGAAUAUUAAAAUUUUAAUGAAGAAAAAUUUAUUAAAUGAUUUUAACAUGUAUAAUAAUAUCCUAAAUAUUUAGUACUAAAUAGUUAUUAAACAUUAAAUAAUAUUAUGUUAUAUUGUUACAUGUCUUAAUAAUAACAAUAAUUGUGAUAUAUUAUUACUUAAAUUACUUAUAUUAUUCUCGAUAGCUGUGUUACUUUACGUAAGUUAUAUAUUAUAUGAUUUGUGACUGCUUUAAAUAUAAUUAUUACAAUAAUAUUGAAACUAAAAUAAUACCACUAAAAAUGUAUACAUAAAUAUAUAUAUAUAUAUUUAAACUCAAUGAUUGUUAUAAAUUACAAAGGUACCUUAUACUCAGUCUCAGAGGAGAAAGUACACGUUUUUUCGUCUGUUGCUGUACUACUUUUGCUUAUGAUUUUAUGCGAUUUUGCACGCCACUUAAAAGGUAAGGAGUGGGAGAAAUUCCAUCUCUGCUCUCACUGUUGCGCAGAGCGUAUACCUUCUCCCAUGAAACUGAGUAUAGAAACGGAUUUUCACUAUAAGAAUUUUUUAUCUGUUGUACCUUAAUGUUUAUUUACAAAUUAUGAGCACGAUACAUUUUGCGUGUCAUUAAUCAUUAUUAGUAAUAUAUUAUGAAAUAAUUUGUAAUAAUUAUUGAUUGAAAUUCAAGGAAAAUGUAUAAAUAUUUGUUCGUCUAAUAGUAUUUUGUUUAAGUUUUACAAAAGGAAAACACAUUUAAACCCUAUUAAAUAAUUGCUGUAGUGCCAAAUUAUCAACUUAG